GUUCGUUUUACAAUAUUCCGGCUGAGUACAUCCGCCAUGUUCUACUUCGACCGCUCUUCAAAUGUGUCCCCGCAUUUCGCUUAAGUUAAGCGUGAAACAACACAUUUAUUAUGACUAAUACAUUUAGCCUUUACUCUGCCAACCUAUUUGCACUAUGGGAAAAGGAUAGCAAUAUUUUGCUGCCCUAAAUUCCCAAGAAGCUAAUGCUAUGGCAAAGCUAUCGACGGCGUUGGAGUCAAGUUGUUGUUAUUCUGUGAAAUGCCGCCCGUGCGCCGCCUCAAAAGGGUUCUGCCCCUCCAGGAGAAGAUCAACCUCCUGGAUUUGCUCAAAGAGGGCAAAAGGUUUGCCGAGGUUGCCCGCUAUUAUGACCUCAACGAGAGUACAGUACGCUACAUCAAGAAGAAUGAGACGAAGAUCAGGAUGAGGCAUAAUAGCUCGGGUGGACUUGUCAAAUGUGAAACAAGCGGGGAGAAUGUUGCAGAUGGUGGCCAGCCCACUAGUAACUUCUCAGAGAGAUGUUUGGGCAGCUUCAAAACUAGUGAAAAUGCCAACCUCCAACCCCAAGUCUCCACUGAAAGGCCCAAACGGAAAAGGCAAUCAAACUUGUCUUGGACGUCACCGGUAACGUCAGAUUGGGGUGAAGCAGAAGUUGAAGUAGAACUGGAAAAUGACAAAGACGCAAAUGGUCACAGGCUGAAAAACCAGAAAAAUGUGGAGAGAAACGACAAGUUGCAGACCAAAGCGUGCAUGGCAGACGAGGCAGAGCACACGCACGACACCUACAUUUGCCACAACUGUCCACGGCGUUUCAAGACGCGCUCCCAUCUGGAAGAACACCUGCGUUUGCAUGAUCCCGACCCAGGUCUGCAGUGUCCCACCUGCCUGCGCUUCUUCACCAGCAGAAGCAAACUGCGUCUGCACCAGCUCCGCGAGGCUGGCACAAAAACCCACCGUUGUCAUCUGUGCGACUACUCGGCCGUGGAGGCCAACGCCAUCCGCCGCCACCUGCUCGCCGUCCACGCGGAUGAAAUCGAAGAUGACCCAAAGCUCCACGGCUACGCGUGUCCCGCUUGCGGUCAAAGCUUUGGCAAGAGCCAGACACUGAAGGCUCACAUGAAGAGCAAGCACGUCCAAGCACCCAAAACGGCGGUGGCGUGCUUUCACAGCGGUUGUCCUUUCCGGAGUCAUUUGCGCAGGGCUCACAUGCGGCACUCGGCAGAGGAGCACGGGAUCACAGCGGUGGCGUGUCGCCAUUACGCUUGCGUGGCGGUCUUUCCCAGCAUGGAGAGCAUGGAGGCGCACUUCAGGACUCAUCUGGCUUACCACUGCUCGCAGUGCGAGUUCUCGUGUUCCAACAAGGCCGCUUUGCUGGAGCAUCAAGGACAGGGCCACGCGGGCAGCCAGAAGCACUGCUGCGACUUUUGCCACUUUUCAACAUUCAACCCGGUGGAGUUCAAACGACACGUGGAACGCUCGCACGCCAACGAGAAGAUCCACCGUUGCUCGCAAUGCGACUACAAGACCUCACACAAGAGUGCCUUGAAUCGACACGUUCUGACACAUAGUGAUGAGAAGCCCCACAAAUGUCACUUGUGUGACUACCGCUGCCGAGAAGAGUCGUACCUCUCCAAGCAUAUGCUCACACAUUCGGGCGACAGGAACUUCCUGUGUGAGGAAUGUGGUUAUGUCACCAAGUGGAAGCACUACCUCACCGUCCACAUGAGGAAGCACGCCGGAGACCUCAGGUACGAUUGCGAUCAGUGCUCAUACCGUUGUCAUCGCAUGGACCAGCUCAACAGCCACAAACUACGACAUCAGGCCAAAACGCUGGUAUGCGAGAUCUGCGCCUACGCCUGCAAACGCAAAUGUGAGCUUCGCAAUCACAUGUUGCUCAAACAUUCGGCUGAGGGAACGCCGGCGUCUGUGCACAAGUGCAACUACUGCCCGUACACGACGUGUUUCCGGCAAGCCCUUCAAAACCACGAGAAUUGUAAACACACCAAACUGCACCAAUACGGCUGCGCUCUCUGUUCCUAUUCGUCGUUCAGUCGCAUCAGUCUCUUCCUGCACAAGAGAAAAGCUCAUGGUUACGUGCCUGGCGACAAAGCCUGGCUGGACGAUUAUGCAGCUAAAGAAAGGGAAAAGUAUUCCAAUAGCAUGUUGGAGGACUCGCUGAUCGCUAAUGAAGUGUCCAAGGAAGAACCAGUUCCAACAGGACAGCCUGAUCCCGGGGCUCUAGAAGAUCAGUUUGUUGGUGAAACUACCGUAGAUCCUUCAGAAGCCGUUCCGUUACCGGAUGCUGAAGAUGCCGUGAAUAAAGAGGCGACCGGUGAAAGAACAUCGCAGACUUCUCUACCUGAUACCAGUCCAGAAUACUGCACUCUUGUUUUAACAACAUUGACUCCUGAAUGUGAAACAUUCUUUCUUCCUAAUGAGGACGCAACUUCUCACAUUACGUCCACCAACUCGGAUUCGGCCAAAGAAAGAGAUGCUAUCGUUUCGUCAACCAACUUGGCAGAAGAUGAGCGAAAGGCUCUUCUUUACAAGUGUGAAAAAUCAUGCUAUGAGUCUGAGGAUGGAACUCCAAAAUGUCCACCGGAAAAAAAGCACGUCUCGGUGCACGAUUGUCUUUUAGAGCCUACAAGUACACAAGAUGAAGCUCUUGUCCUGGACGGCAGAGUCCAGAUGCUUGCGAUGCCAACGCAGGACGUUUAUCGCUGUGACCGGUGCUCUUAUGUCACCAAGACGGAGAAAACGCUUCAGCGCCACCGCCGAUCUUUGUGUCGUGGUAGACCACGAUAUCACAAGUGCCAGGCCUGCGGUGCGCAGUUCAAGCAGAGACGGGGCCUUGAUGGCCACCUUGCUAAGAAGUGCCCACAAGCGCAAGCAUUUAUUGGCCAACAAAUAGAGGAUACUGCCAAUCAGGACACUUCUGAAAACCUCAGAAGAGCUGAAGUUCUCUCUCAACCAAAGAAGAUUUCAGCAGAAGUCCAUGAUUCAAAUGUCUCUGUUCAUAGUGUCUUGACAUCCAGUGACCCAGAGCGUAAUCCAAGUCACCAUGGAGAUAUUCCGGUCCAUCAAAACAUAGCACAUCCCCAAAAAUUCAUGUGCAACUUUUGCAGUUUUUCCUCAGUCAAACUCGCAACAGUCAAUCGACAUAUUUCCAGUUGCGCAAAAAGACAAAAAGACAGCCAAGUAGCCAGGACGUCAGUCAACGAAAAACAACCUGUUAAGGAAACUCCUGGGAAAGGCAGAUCGGGAAAGGCUUUAGCUCUCCAGGAAGAGAGCGAUGUGGUCCAGAGUUCCUCGUCUGCCGCCAAGCCGAAGCAUUCGCAUCAGAGCUCUCCCGUCAAGCGAGAAAAACACAAGGCACGAAAGCAGACGGGUGCCUCGUCCCCUCACGCGUGCCGUCACUGUCCUUUCACCACCACCAGGCGCUACCGUUUGGAAGAGCACCAAUCCCUUCACACGGGAACCGGACGCCACGUCUGCGAUGUUUGCGACAAGACGUUUGGAGCCGCCACCAAGCUGCGGCAGCACAAGCUACGCGUUCACGACAGGCGUCCCCCCGCUCUGCCUUGCUCAUUUUGCGACUACUGUGGCUACACGGCGGACGACUUGAGGCGACACGCUCGCAGGUGCCACACGGGGGACUCGCGUCACCACUGCGCCGAUUGCGAGGCUCGCUUCGCUUCGGAAGCGGCUCUCAGAAACCACCGCGUGCGAGCUCACCGGCAGCAGGCGCGUUUCUCCUGCCAGAGCAGCGAGACUGCACUGAGGAACCAUCAACGGAGUCACACUUUUCAGACCGUGGACGACAUUGAAGCUCAUGUGAGAAUCCAACUCGCUCACCGCUGCCAGCUCUGCUCUUUUGCCGGCAAAACCAGGCAGCUCCUCGCACAACACCUUCUGGAUGAGCAUGAGGGCGAUCCCCCCUCAGACAAAGCACUCCGGUGCGGAAGCUGCGCGUUCGUUUGUCGGCACCCGCUGGUGUUGGAAUGCCACCUGCGCUCACACGGCGGAAAGCGCAUGUACAAGUGCGCCGAUUGCAAUUACUCGACGGGCAACAAGCAGAAGAUCACCUGGCAUGUUCGCAUUCAUACGGGGGAGAAGCCCUACAGGUGUGAGCAUUGCGGCUAUGCCUGCGUCGAUCCCUCCAGGCUCAAGCUUCAUAUGAGGGUUCACGGAGAUGAGAAGAAGUACCUCUGUCCAGAGUGCGGCUACAAAUGCAAGUGGGCCACUCAGUUGAAGUACCACAUGACCAAGCAUACAGGGGAAAAGCCGCACGCCUGCGACCAGUGCGACUACCGCACCAACCGGGCGGACGCCCUCCGCACCCACAGGACCACGCGGCACUGUGACGUGCGGGCCUACGUCUGCGAGGAAUGCGGCAAAGCCUUCAAGACCGGCUUCAUCCUAAAGACCCACCAGCGGCAGCACGGCGACCGGCAGCCGUACACUUGCGGGGUGUGCCACAAGGCCUUCCGCUGGCCCGCCGGCCUCAGGCACCACUUCCUGACCCACGCCGAGCUGCUGCCUUUUAGCUGUCGUCACUGCCCGUACAAAGCCAAGCAGAGGUUUCAGGUGGUAAAACAUUUGCAGAAGCACCACCCGGGGAUGCCGGUAGAGCAGGGUGUGGCGAGGGACUCGGACGCCGCUGGCCUCACCCUGAAGGAGGCUAUGCAAGGAACGCUCAACAACCAAGGAGCGCACGAGGAACAAGAUGGAGACACCGUGAAGAGCAGAUAAACUGUGAGUUGAAGGCCAACAAAUGUUUGUAUCCUAUAUUUUUACAGUGAAAUAAUGAGCAGCACAAUGUCAUCAAACCACAGGGAUCUUUAUUUUGGAUGCAUAGAAUAAGGUUUGCAUAUACCAACAUUGGACACGACAGGCUGUGUGCGCACGGCCAACUCAUGCAAGCUUGCAUGUUGUUUGUUAGAAAGAUCAAAUAACAAAGCUGCAUAACAUUUGCAUAUACAAGAUCAAUACUUAGUGUUCGAUAAACAUCUUCUGACUCCGUCCGGCACUCCUUUUUGGGGGCCCAUUUGAACAAUGCUCUGAUUUGCAGCAAAGCACUGCACAAUUGUAGAUAUUAUUUCCAGGUAAGGCAGCCACAAUUGGAGAACGGGAAUUUGGGGGGCCUUCUUGGUCUCGCGUUGAUAAAAAUGAUGCUUCAUGAUUUUAACUGUUUAAAUCAUUGUGGAAUUUUCUUUCUCUGUGAUUAAUGAAUCAAUGGAUACUGAUGUUCACUUUUUAAAGGGAACGUUUACACAACAUGGCAAUUGAUUAAGAUAAAAUACACGUCAAAUGAGAAUAUUUCAUUUCGAGUAUUAGUACAUUAAGAAGCAUUUCAAAAUGCAUUUUUAGAAAUAAAAAUAUGGAAGCAAUAAA
Molecule: messenger RNA, 5391 nt
Organism: Syngnathus typhle (broad-nosed pipefish)
Lineage: Eukaryota; Metazoa; Chordata; Actinopteri; Syngnathiformes; Syngnathidae
Gene: znf142
Product: zinc finger protein 142
Exons: 9
Coding region: 259-4749 (1496 amino acids)
Biological process (GO): regulation of transcription by RNA polymerase II
Cellular component (GO): nucleus
Molecular function (GO): RNA polymerase II transcription regulatory region sequence-specific DNA binding; DNA-binding transcription factor activity, RNA polymerase II-specific
Source: RefSeq, a predicted model, not a curated record